Messenger RNA from Galdieria sulphuraria, 2451 nucleotides. RefSeq names its product zinc finger (CCCH-type) family protein. The transcript has a single exon. The record is from RefSeq and is a predicted model, not a curated record. Lineage: Eukaryota; Rhodophyta; Bangiophyceae; Galdieriales; Galdieriaceae. Gene Ontology annotation, molecular function: mRNA binding; metal ion binding. Bases 202 to 2430 code for a protein of 742 amino acids.
UCUUUAGUUGGGAUCUAUUUGUAAUUGAGGUGUCGGGUAUUUCAAGUUGACAGAGACUCUUCUACAGUACAACGAAGGGUUAGACACCGGAAGGUGCAAAGGUUCUUGGAAUAGUUUUCUUGUUGAAAGAGACAGCUUUUGCUGGGGUGAGUUUAAAGUAUAACUUUGAAGGCCAGCUCAGCUUUGUCGCAGUCGUUGUAAAUGAACGUAACCGCAGUUCUACCAGAAGUUGUACAACAAAGAGGAAAAGAAGAACUACUUGAGCACUGUACACCAACGAAUGACGACCAAAAGUCUGCCAAGGAGAGUGGGAAGAAUUUCCCUCAGGUCUUUCACAGAUGUGGGGAUCUGGGAGUGGGAAGAGUGUCAGGACAGUCACAGUUGGAAUCUAGAAAGUCUUUCGAAUCGGGUAAACCGCCUGUUGUUCGGAUGGAUACUACCAAGAAAUCAACAGGAGGACAAGAACGAGUUGCCUCCUUCACAGAUGCUGUAGGAGAACAGUUGAAAGCAGAUUUCUCGCCGUUAUCUCGGAAGUUAGGCUUAUCUUUCGGGGAUAAAAGCUCCUGUGUUUCAGAAAAUAAACUCAUGAGUCCCUUUCGUUCCACGUUGUUGGAGACGUCUACGUUGACUGAGGAUUUGAGGAAUCUGGGGCUUAGCUCAAGUGAAGAGGAAGAAGAAGAAAAUGAACUAAAAGAAGCUUUUAAUGGGAGGAGAAGGUCCCUUGACGACAAAAAAUUGUGUGAGGAUGAUAGAGAAAGAACAGUAGAAAGGACAGAGCCUGAGACCUGGAAUUCUCCUUACACUGCAGAGAAGCUCACGAAGAGGAAUAUUGUCCAGUCGUCAUCUUAUCCUCUGUUUACUUUCAGACCGUAUCAUUUCGAUACUAAGGAUCUUUCAACAAAGGAACUAGAAGAUACUAUUCGCCAUUCACUUUCAGAAGCAAAUAGGCAAACUGUGUCGCCGCCCUCCUCCACGGAAACAUCCUCGUUUGUAAACCAGGCAAGGUCGAAUCAUACAAUUGAAACAUCUGAUUUGUCUGAUGCUAUUUCCCCGUAUGCUCUACAAAGGAAUGCUUCUUCAACUUUUCCAUAUUAUUCAAAUAAUAAUGUCCCACCUGCGCCUUGGAUGACACGUUGGAAAACUAGAAUGUGUAAGUUUUAUCCAAUGGGCAUGUGUAAGAAUGGUUCCAAAUGCUCUUUUGCACAUUCCGCGGAAGAGUUGCGUGAACCUGAGUCAUUUGGUCAGUCGCACUCAGCAAAUGAAGUUGUCCAAGCUUCUGGUAGUUUUUCCUUUUAUGAUUUGGAGAGCUCGUAUUUAAGAGCACAGAAACUCGACUUGUACGGUUCCGAAGGUCAUGGUGUUCCUUCUGCUUCAUUUAAUAACAGAAGUUUUGUUCCUUCAAGACCUGAUAGUGUCGUUGGGCAUAACUUUCAAUCAGUCGACAAUAGUAUGGAUGAGAAUUUAUCACCUUCCGCAAGCGUUUAUGGGAAUAACCAAGGGAAGUCUGUUCCACCUGCGCCUUGGAUGACGCACUUUAAAACAAAGAUGUGCAAAUUUUUUUCUGCUGGCGAGUGCAAAAAUGGCGACAAAUGUUCCUUUGCACAUUCAGUAGAAGAGUUGAGAGAUCCACCACCUCCGGAAGUAAACGAAGAAAGGAGGAGAAGAUAUCUGAGGAGACAGUUGCAACAAGUUGGUCUGAUGAAUGAGCGAAAUAGCAAAGUUUUAUCAUUUGCUGGGGAACAAGAGAACUUGUCCAGUCAGGGUAUUCCAGACCCCUUUGCAAAUAUCAACUAUUUUAGAAUGCGAGAGCAAUUAUCAGGCAAUAGUUAUGAUCCGUACUAUCGAGACGUUCCAAAGUUACUAAGUGAACAGGGCCAAGCUAGUGGAGCAUUUCGUUCUCCUAAGAAGAACCUUAUGUAUUCUUUAUCAUCUCCGCAACUUGGAGGUUCAGCGGAUGUUUCAAGUAAUAUUCAUCGAUCAUCUUCCUAUUCUUUUCUGGAAUUGAACAGUGACGUAUUUGAUAACGAUUUGACAAAUUGCUCGGGUCAAUCUGCUUUCCCGUAUUAUGGAGACAGCAAUGUUACCCACUCUAAAGGUGCGAAUCCCGAGUUUUCGUACGUAGGAUCGUAUAAGGAUAGUUUGAGGAGAAGUGUGGAUUCUAGCAGCAGGUCUUCUUGUAAUGUUCGGAAAGGACCAAGUACUCUUUUAAAGUCUUUUAAUUUUUCCAAAAUGGCUGAUCCUCUGUAUCCUGUGGGUUCAGGAAGUCGAAAAGAUUUCAGUGAAGCAGAAAUGGAGGCGACUUCGGAUCAAAGGUCACCUGAUUUGAUUAAAACACCACGUGCCGUUCAACAGGAAGAGAUAUGGGAUGAAAUAGACCGUGACAUUCUUCAUGUAGUAUUUGAUGAAGCUAUGGAGUCAAAAAACAAUUGAAGUGAUCAAGUGUUUUCUUAU